GCUCCUUUUAAAAGGUGUUUAAAAUUUGCAUCAUUUUGUUUGGGAAUGCAUUUAUUGUUAACCAGUUAACAUCCACGUGAAUUCGUUCAGUUUAAUCUUGUUUACCGUAAAAAUUUUCCGGUGGAACGUGUUAGAAAUUUUGAUAUGGAAGUUAGUCCGUUGUUGCAGACAGAUACCGCUUCUGAUUCAACAAGGAAGCGUACUGAAGAAAGCGAGGAAGCCCAACAUCUGCCAGAAAACGUGGAAAGUCAUCCAGGUGCAGAGGGAAAUUCCGCUGAGAAACCGUUGAAGGUACAGAAAACUGCUGGGCUUUUUGGGGUAUUCUCCAAUUUGGCUGCAGGGAUCACCACUGCAAGCCAGAGCGUUCUUGAACAGGCAAAGGAGGCAUCAAAAGCUGUGCAAAAAACUCUUGAAGACAAAACGAUCAUUGGAGGCUUCAACAGAAUGCAGAACGAGUUCAUUCAGGAACGAAUGGCGCGUGAUAAGGGUCCAGGCGUGGCCCCUUGGAGCGGCUGCAACAACGAGGAGGAAGUGAAGAAACAAGUUUUGGCGCUGUCGGCAGAUAGAAGAAAUUUUACACGCGAUCCUCCAUCGGGUGCCAAUUUUGAAUUUGAUCUCGAGAGCGCAAUGCCCAUUGCUGUUAUUCUUCUGCAAGACGAUCCGGAGCUUAACAAAAAACGUUUUGAAUUGGUGCCAAAAGUCGUCAGCGAGCACGACUUUUGGAGAAAUUACUACUAUCGUAUCUCAUUGAUAAAACAAUCAUCCAUGUUGACCGUAGAUACCUCUGACAUGGAAGGCACAAACACUCCAAGAGGGGAUAUUGACAGAGACGACAUCUCAGUUGCAUCGAAUCUGGAUCUUAUGGACGGCUCUGUAGUGGGCGAUUCCGACACGCAUACUGCCGAGCACGUGGUUGUGCCGUCUUGCCCUCCGUCAGCUGACAAGCCGGGCAAAUCAGCUACUUCGGAAACAGGCAAAGCAGCCGAAGAAGGGUGGGAGCAGGAAUUGCAGCAGACCUUAGAUAGUUAUGAGGUUGUUGGUGGCGAAACGGACAUAGCUGAUACAGAAUUGGAUCAGGCCCUGAGCAAUACCGUCGAUGAUCAAAGGACUGUUUGACAGACAUGCACACAUAAUCACAUUGAAAUGGGGACUGCUCUGUCGCCUUCCGGAAGGAUAAAGUCUUGUCCAGCGGCAUAAUGUUGCCAACGCUGGUUUUCGCAAACCUUUUUUCCAGUUGAUAAAAUGACUCAGCGCGGACUGUCCUGUUGUUUUGGUAAUUACUAGAGGUUUAGAGUUCCAGCACUUUCAAAUGCACUUUCAUUUUAACUGGGUCGGAAUUUCUUAGUUUUUAUCCCAUUUCCACAUCGCUACAGGGAAGCAACCAAUCAAUAAACUGCGGUAUCGGA
Messenger RNA from Paramacrobiotus metropolitanus, 1406 nucleotides. RefSeq names its product synapse-associated protein 1-like. Gene Ontology annotation, cellular component: cytoplasm. Bases 145 to 1116 code for a protein of 323 amino acids. Lineage: Eukaryota; Metazoa; Tardigrada; Eutardigrada; Parachela; Macrobiotidae. The record is from RefSeq and is a predicted model, not a curated record. The transcript is spliced from 9 exons.